AUGAAGUCGCGCAAGCCGGCGAAUCACGUGCUUUCUGACUUUUUCUGCAACUCCAACUCGGACACGAUUCGAAAGACAGCUUCACCGUACAUUAUCUACAAUGUCACGCGCUCUGCUGUCGGUGUUAUCGUGCACAAGGUUGUCGGCAACCGCUACCUCGAGAAACGUGUCAACCUGCGGGUCGAGCACAUCCGCCACUCAAAAUGCCGUCAAGAAUUCUUGGACCGGGUCAAGAAGAACCACGAUGCGCAUGCUGAGGCGAAGGAGAAGGAGAAGGGUGAGCGUGUCAAGCUGAAGCGAAUCCCCGCCCAACCCCGGGCCGAACGAAACCCGCAUGCGUCUCGAUUAUGUGUUGGCCCUCAAGGUGGAGGACUUCGGAGCGUCGAUUGCAGACACAGGUCUUCAAGAGCGGCCUUGCGAAGAGUAUUCAUCAUGCCCGAGUUCUCAUUCGUCAACGCCACAUUCGGUAUGUGGUUGUCUUAUUCUUGUCAUUCUUUUUCUUCUAUGUCCUCAUCUUUUACCGUAUUUCUUCCUCUAUGGCGUCCUUUUCUUUCUUCCUAUGUCCUUUUGGACAACCUUUUCUUUCUGCCUUACUCUUAUCACAUUCUCCUCUUACUUCUGUCUAACCAUGUUGUCAGUGUCGGCCGUCAAAUCGUCAAUGUCCCCUCGUUCGUUGUCCGUCUUGACGCCCAGAAGCACAUCGACUUCGCUCUCACCUCACCCUAUGGUGGUGGACCUCCGGGUCGUGUCAAGCGCAAGCAGGCCGCUGCCGCUGCCAAGGAGGGUGGCGACGACGAAAAUGAGGAGUAA
Molecule: messenger RNA, 810 nt
Organism: Mycena indigotica
Lineage: Eukaryota; Fungi; Basidiomycota; Agaricomycetes; Agaricales; Mycenaceae
Exons: 3
Coding region: 1-810 (269 amino acids)
Biological process (GO): translation
Cellular component (GO): cytosolic large ribosomal subunit; ribosome
Molecular function (GO): structural constituent of ribosome
Source: RefSeq, a predicted model, not a curated record